Anastrepha ludens (Mexican fruit fly) is the source of this 2222-nucleotide messenger RNA. RefSeq names its product protein mushroom body miniature (gene mbm). Gene Ontology annotation, molecular function: nucleic acid binding; zinc ion binding. The transcript has 2 exons. NCBI's taxonomy places the organism in Eukaryota, Metazoa, Arthropoda, Insecta, Diptera, Tephritidae. The record is from RefSeq and is a predicted model, not a curated record. Bases 79 to 1752 code for a protein of 557 amino acids.
CAUUUCGAGUGAAACGUUGUCUUGUUUACUAGCUACUUAUUACUACGGCAUAAUUGCAAAAUAUAAUUUUAAAUAAACAUGGGAAAACAGAAUAAUUAUGGCCAGGGUGGUGAUGGUGGUAGAUAUAGACGGUUUGGUGGUACUGGCUCCUUAGGUAAUUACGAUAGAGGCUCUGGGCAUCGUAAUUUACCCAACGAUAAUCGUCGUUCUGGUAACUGGGGCGGUGGGGAUUUCCGUCGAUCAUUUGAUAACAGCGGGAACAGCGGCAACAAUAACAACUAUGGCGACAGCAACAUACCUCCUCUUAUUAAUGAGGAUGAUAAUCGGUUUCAGAAAUUCCGGGAUCAAUCUGCCCAAGAUAAAUAUAGGGGUAGACAAGGUCGUAAUCGUAAUCGUAAUCAGCGUAGCGGAAAGCAAAAUUACGGAAAGAACGCAAGAAAAGACAGUGCAAAUUGGCAUGGGGAUCGCAAUGGUACUGCAGCUUUGCAAAAUGAACCACAACAAGAUUACUCACAAGCAUUGCCGGCAUCAGCACCGGCACCGGUACCAGUUGCUCACUUAUCACAGCAAGUGCCACCAGUGCCGGAGCAUGGCACAAGUUCACCCGCUGUGCCGCCGCCAAUUCAAAAUGAUUUACCACAAAAAACUGAGUUAAACGAAAAUAGUCCUAUAAUAAAGAAUAUAAAGCAGGAAAGAAUCGAGGCAAAGGAUAUUAAACAAGUUGCUAAACCACCAGCGUCUUCAUCAAGUUCUUCCGAAUCAAGCGAAAGUGAGAGUGAGAAUGAACCACCAACCAAAACUGUUCAAGAAGUAGUUAAAUCAAAUUUAGUGAAGGUGAAACAAGAAACCACUGGGAAGCCAACCCAGAGUAGUGUCAAAAACCCACCGACUUCUUCAAGCUCUUCAUCUUCGUCGGAGGAAGGCGAUAGUAGCGAUGAAAGUACGGAAAAAAGUAAAGUCUCAAGUAAGCAAAUUAAUAAAAUAAUUAAAAAGGAUGGAAAGAAGCCGGAGAAGAAAAAACAAUUGUCGGAAGAGGACUUGAUUUGUCUCGGCAAAUUAGAGAGAAAGUUUGUUAUCGAAGAUGACGCUUCCGAAGAUGCCUAUGUAUCAAUGGAAAAUCAGGGCGCUACCUCAAAAAGUCAAUGUUUGAUAUGUGACAAGCAGGGACAUACCGCCUUCGAAUGUCAGAUGAUUUGCAAAAAUUGUUCAGCACCCUAUCACAAUAUGAAGAGUUGUCCCAAGCCCGUAAACUUAUCAACAAUGAUGCAGUCCUUUAUGGAGUUCUGUAUGGGGCAAAUGAGUCAAUUCAAUCCUGAAAAAAAGUUCACAUUACCAUUAAAUAAAAGUAAUAUUCCAAAUGAGAACAUUUUGCCAACAGAAAAUUUGCAGAUUGGUAGUGCAGUGCAAAGCAAAAAAAGCAAAAAAAAUGCAAAAUCAAAAGAGCCACCAAAAAAGGUAGCAAAAAGAAAGCGCAGGUACACUUCUAAAUCCAGUGACGAGGAGGAAGAAGAAGAUGAUGAUGAAACAGAAGAAGAGGAAAGUGACUCAAGUGAAGAAGUAGUCAAACAAAAAAUAAAAAAGAGACGCACAAAAACACCUGCUGUGGUAGACACGCCCGACUAUGGAAUUCCGUUUGUACCUCCGUUUUCAUCUUUUCCUGGUUUCGGUGCUACAGCAGCUACCUAUAACCCAUUAUUGCUAGGUCAGCUCAUGCAAAGUGGAGUCUUUGGAACACCGAAAAAACUUCAAUAAGAUAUAUCGAUUAAUAGGAACGUACAUGUAAACAAUUUACAAAUGUUGUUCCUCGACAUUCUUAAACAGAGGAACAAAGGAUCCGUGGACUUAUAGCCUCGGCAAAUAUUUCGGGAAAAAGUAUUUUUCUAGGGAAUGUUUAUGCUGUAUAUAUCAGGCAAUUCUGCUUCACUAUUGAAGUAAAAAGUUCUGAUAAUUCUUCGCGUUAUCUUGAUGAUGAAAUUAAACUCUAUUUAGAUUAAACAUUCGCCACUUUUAAGAAAAUGCUCGAUAGUCCCAAUGGUCAGAACUUUUUACUUCACCCAACAUUAAAUAAUGAAGUUUAGACUUUAAGAAGUGUAGCUUUUGAAUUACUGAUUUUAAGUUGUAGAAACAUUUUUAAAACAUUAUACUUUAAAAAAAACAAAAAAAAAGGUUAUAAAGCAACCACACAAGAAAACCUUUAGCUCGUAAGAAACGCAAUGCACGCA